Molecule: messenger RNA, 222 nt
Organism: Arctia plantaginis
Lineage: Eukaryota; Metazoa; Arthropoda; Insecta; Lepidoptera; Erebidae
Source: the annotation of a GenBank genome assembly
AUGGUUCGGUUUGAUACACCUGCGAAGCCACGCCCACUGAUCCUCGGACCCCCCAGCCCCACUCUCACCCCUGUCUUUCGCUUCACCAUCAUCAAGAUACCAUUCCACGGUGAGACGUCAUCUGAGACGGACUCGACACAAUCAAACUGUAUCCACGACGUGCAUGAACAUCAGAAUCAGCAACAAAAGUUUGAUAUAAAUGUGGCUCAUCGACUUGAAUGA